CGGCCCAAAGGCGUUGGUGGUUGGUGUCCGUACGAAGAUGCGUUGCACUCCGGCAGCAGCAUCAGUACCAGCUCCGCCGUGCUAAUACACCAAAAACACCGGGGCACGGAGGAGAAAUACCGGCGGGGUCUGCGGCUCGAGCGGCGCCGGAGCAUCGGAGCGGCGAGAUGGGAGACCAGAAGGAAUCUCUGCGUAAGAUCACCCACACGCUGGCCAUGAAGAAUGAGGAGAUCUCAAACUUUGUCUGCACUCUCAAGCAGAGCCUUGACAACCUAGAGGCGAACUCCGGUCGAGUGCAGGAGGACCUGGAGUCUGAGUUCACCUCCCUCCACUCUGUUCUGGAUGAGAUGAAGGAAAACAUGAUGACGCGCAUCAAACAGGAGAGAGCCAGCCGCACAUAUGAGCUACAGAGUCAGCUGAGCGCCUGUUCCAAAGCCCUGGAGAGUUCGGAGGAGCUGCUGGAGCUGGCCAACCAGACGCUGUGCUCCUCCGAGACGGACGGUUUCACUCAGGCGGCCAAAGACAUUAAGGAUAGCGUGACAAUGGCUCCAGCCUUUCGCCUCUCCCUGAAGGCUAAAGCCAGUGACAACAUGAGUCACUUGAUGGUGGAUUUCAGCCAGGAGAGAGGGAUGUUGCAGGGACUCAGAUUUCUCCCAGUUCCUGCCACUCCAGAGAUCCAGGUCUCAGAAUGCCAAGUGUGCGACAACACCGUGACUGUAGUGUGGAGCCUACCAGAACCUGACAGCAAGAUAGACCAUUACAUCCUGGAGCACCGACGCACGAACCACGAGGGCCCGCCGCGCAUCAGAGAGGACUACCCCUGGAUGGUGGUGGAGGGGAUUAAAGAGCUGGAGCACACACUCACGGGUCUGCGCUUUGACACCCGGUACUUGACAUUCAGAGUGAGAGCGUGUAACAAGGCCGUGGCAGGAGAGUUCUCUGAGCCCGUCACACUAGAAACCCACGCCUUCAACUUCAAACUGGACGCUGCUUCGUCCCACCAGAACUUGAAGGUGGAGGACUUGAGUGUGGAGUGGGACAGCAGUGGAGGGAAGAUACAAGACAUCCGCAAGGAAAAGAACCGAACCAACUCCCCGAUGCACUCUCCAGCCAGGUCAGCCCUGAUGUCACCUAAGAGAGCGCCAACAGCUCGGCCCGGCAGAGACAGAUUUACAGCAGAGUCCUACACAGUUCUGGCUGACACCAUGAUCGACGCUGGCCAUCAGUACUGGGAGGUGCGGUUUGACAAGGAGAGCAAAGCCUUCGCUGUGGGUGUCGCCCUGCGGAGCCUCGGACGAUUCGACCAGUUGGGGAAAAGUAGCGCUUCCUGGUGCAUCCACCUGAACAACUGGCUGCAGCAGAGCCUCACAGCCAAGCACAACAACAAGGCUCGGACACUGGACUGUCCCAUCCCAAACAGUAUAGGAGUCUACGUAAACUAUGACGAAGGUGUACUGUCUUUCUACAACGCCAAAACUAAGCAGCUGAUGCACACUUUCAAAACCAAGUUCCAGCAGCCAGUUAUACCAGCUUUCAUGGUGUGGAAUGGCAGUUUUUCGGUAGUGACGGGCCUGCAGGUUCCCAGCGUGGUGCAGAGCGGCCAGAGGAAGAACAGCGGCACCAGCAGCUCCAACGCCAGCCUCACCUAGACCCAUCCACUCAGCCAGCCGGACGCCUCACAGCUCCGCUCGACCACAGUCACCGCCGGAGAACCUGGCUGCGGUCAAAGCCAUAUCAUGGAAGAGUUACAUCACUGGAAGAUGAUGGUUUAGCCUGUUCCACAUGCAGUGUUUGUGUUGCAUGACAACAAAGAUGGUUCUGGGAACAAGUGAGACAUCUGCACCGUCAGUGACAGAAUUCUUCAGAUGUAUGACUCUGGCUGUUGUGAUUGCUUGGGACACGUUAGCUGUAGUCUUACUAGUUUUCCUCUACACAUUCAUUUAGCACUGUCCCACUGCUGCUAGAGCAAUGAUUUAGCGCUGGCCGCUGCCCUUCCUUUCCUUUCCAUCACCAAAACUGUCAGUCGUACUGUCAAUGCAGCCAGCUGCAGGUGCAGGGUCAAGGCCUGUCCUGUCUGCUCUCUCCCUGUGCCUUCCUCCUCAUUUCCAAACUGAUAGGCCAAAUCGGGUGAUCUGUACCAACAUGCUAAUAUUUCACUGCAA
Molecule: messenger RNA, 2162 nt
Organism: Morone saxatilis (striped sea-bass)
Lineage: Eukaryota; Metazoa; Chordata; Actinopteri; Moronidae
Gene: fsd1
Product: fibronectin type III and SPRY domain containing 1
Exons: 13
Coding region: 168-1649 (493 amino acids)
Molecular function (GO): protein binding
Source: RefSeq, a predicted model, not a curated record